AUCUGCAUAGGCUGUUGAAAAUAUUGCACACUCUAAACAAAGAAAUUUAUGUUAACUGGGGUCUUUCUGAAAACUUUCGUAGACAGGUUUCCCCAACCAUUUAAAUAACAGUACAAUAAAAACAAACAAAAAUGUUUUCAACACAGCAAAAGCAUUCUUUUCUUUGUCACCGCUUUAAACUAAUUUAUGCAGUCAUAAGAUAAGAAGACAACGCCCCUAUUUAAGAACUCUAUAUUCAAAAUAUUUUCUAUGCGAACCUUUGUUUUUUGUCGUUGACAAAUUCAAGCCAAUUAAUUAAAUGUUGUUUGGCGUCUGUGAAAUACUUUCAGUGGCUUAACAAAUAUGCUUUACUAAGCAAUAAACCAAACUGGAAUACGGGACGGUAAUUAAAUAAUUGAAAGUGAGAGAAUCAGUUCAAAAUAAUGCGGAUCCCCAAAGGAAGAUUGACUGGUUGGCUUCUGCCGUUGGCAUUUGUUUCUAGCCUGCUGCCUUUUAGCCAUGCAACAGGAACUGCAACCCAAACCGCUCAAAUCAACAGGAAUCCCCGUGGCAGCCAGAACAGCAGUGACUCGGAGCUGAGUGCCUCGGAGCGGAGUCGACGCCUAAUACCCUACAUGGCCUUCUAUCUGCCCGCCCCCGAGUUGCCCAUCAAUCAGCAAUAUGCAACCAAGCACUCGUCGUCGGCUGGCGGGGCACAGCUGCAGGCACCGCCGCCAGGACCCGGAAGGAUACCCGUGCCGGUGGCCUACAUGCCGCAGCAGAAGCAUCCUCAUCCCCAUCACCAUGGACCACCUCAUCCGCCGCCAGGGCAGCACUAUCAGUCCGGAGCAGCCGAGGUGUACCACUCCCUGGUGAUUGGAGGCAACCAGCACCAGCUUCCUCAUGGGCUCCCUCAUCCGCCACCUGGUCAUGUCAAGGAGCAGGCGGCGAUAUCCGAUUCGGGUGCCACAUACAUCGCCUACAAGCCAUUGAACCCAACGCACAAGCACAAGACGGUGCAGCAUUUUCCGCCGCUGCCGCCGUCGCCAAAGGAGCAACUGCAGCAUGCACAGCAUCCCCAGCAACCACAACAACAACAGCAGCAGCAGCAACAGCAACAGCACCACCUCCUGCUGCACCACCAACAGCAGCAACCACAGCAAUUCGAGAUACUAUCACCGGCUUUGGUUGCACCCCCGUCGCAGCGGCAGCGAGGCAAACAAUCAAAAAUCAAUUUAACGCCAUUUACAGCGCAGAACACAUUGCCGGGACAGUUUAUACCCAUUAUUUAUACGCCAGUGAGCAGCAAGCCGGGCUCCUCGAAUGCCAUCAAUUACAACAACAUCCAGGGUAACCUGAAGCAGCCAGAAAGUGUCUAUAAAAAUUCCCAUCAAGCACAAAUCGUUACGGAUUAUGCAGCCGGAGUUGUUGCCUCAGGCGAACAGCCUUUAUCUUCCAGCGAGGAUGAGGAAGAGGGGGAAAAACAAGAGGAGCCACGGCAUCAGCAGGAGGAUCAUGGAGCCCAAGAGGAGGCGGAGGAGGUGCAGCAUCAGCAGCACCAGCAAGUGCAAAACAAUCCAAGCAUUGGCUACGUUUCCGUAUCGGUUCCCGAGCCGAGCGCAGUUACCGCCACUACAUCCUCCAAAAACGCAUUGAUAAUUCAUCAAAAAUCGCCGUCAUUCGGGCAUGUGAGCAAAUACGAAAGCUACUUCAACAUGGCCCCGCCCUCGACCAGCAGUGGCCAUCAUCCGCAUCAGCAACAUCCGCAUAUGACGCCCCAGGAGAAGUAUGUGCUUUACUUACAACAGCGCAUGAAGCACCAAAAGCAUCAGCAUCUGCAACAGCAGCAGAGUUACGACUUUCCACAUCCGGUGGUGCCGGCACAAAGCAACGCACUUGCCACUGCCAGCCACCGUCCACAACACACCCAUCUGCAUCCCCAUCAGCCGACCCACCAUCACCCCCAGUCAAAGACCCAUCUCCCGAACAAGUACGACGCCCUGUACGUAAGACCGGAUGCCACUGCUGGCCCACAGGUGCUGCACAUCCCGCUGCGCGCCCUCAUGGCCCACGUCCAAGAGCAGUCGCACUCCCAGUCGCAGUUGCAGGCGGAGUCGCAGGCCCAGCCGCCAAGGCAAGAGUUCGCCAAGGAUGAGCCGCUUGGUUCCCCAGCACCGCCGCAGUAUAUUGAUUAUCUGAUAGACGGACCGAGGCAAUCACUGGAUGAGGAGCAGCAGCACUCGCAGCAUGAACGACCCUCGGCGCAUCAGCCGCCGCAGCAUGCUUACAUCCUGGUGACCACAACAGCACCGCAUAUCGAACACCAGCCUGCGCCACAAUUGCAUCCUGAAAUUUCCACACCGCGUCCGCCGAUUCUGUACAACCAGCAGCCCACACUUCGAUUGCAGCCAGUGCACAAUUACAAGGCAACCAGGCGUCCCAUUUACGUGACCACGCCCUCGCCAGCGGGUCCGGCCACUCCAAGUCACACGGUAGAGAUUACGCCGAAAUAUGUUUACGUGUCCGGAAAGCCGCCAAGUGCCCCGAAACCAGAGUUACCAAAUAGGGAACCAUCCACGGUAACGCCAAUAAAACUAAAGCCAGUUUACAAAUACGCCCAUGAGCGCCCGCCAUUAACGCCUGCUUAUAUACCAGAGGAUCAGGAUCAGCUACCCGAUAUACGCACCUCAUCGCUCGCCGAAAUUCUUCAUAAGCUUCAGGCCAGCAAUCAUCUUCCACAAACUCUAACACCCGAUAAUAUCGACAAUUCCAUCAAAACAUUGAUUCGCAUUCUUCAGAACCUAAAGCAAACCCAAACCAUUGUGGCUAAUCCUCCGCAGCAUCACGAGGAGCACAAGCCCAGUUCGCAGGACUACGAUUAUAACGAGGAGGAGCACCACUCCCCAUCCGCAGGAUCAGAGGAGGCUAACGAGGCGGUUGCCAAACUUAAGGGACCAAACAAACAUCCAGGACCAAGUACAGGAAGACCUGGCAUCGAUUAUCCGAACUAUGCGGAGAUUCCCCAAACAAGUUUCGAGUGCACCAAACAACGUUACAAGGGUUUCUUUGGCGACCCAGAGACCAACUGCCAAGUUUGGCAUUACUGCGAUCUCAAUGGAGGAAAGGCCUCGUUUUUGUGUCCCAAUGGAACCAUAUUUAGUCAGAUUGCUUUGACUUGCGACUGGUGGUUCAAUGUUAAAUGUUCGACAACCGCUCAACUUUAUGUGCUAAACGAGCGCCUUUACAAGUAUAUUCUGCCUUUUAAUCCCAAGUUUCCCGAGGAUUACAAUGGACCCAUAGUGGAUAAAUACCUGGCCAUGAAGUUCCAGGAAAUGGAGGAAAAGAUGCGCCAAGAAAAGCAACGUAAGGCAACUCAGCAGGCGGAGAAACCCGCUGAAGCUUCAUCCACUCCAGCGCUUCCCAAAAAUCACAAGCCAGAAGCCAAACAUGGUAGUGGAAUAAACGCGCAGGUGUAUGAGCAGAGCUCGGAGAGAAAUCUGCUCAUCGACGAUGAGAUUGAUGACAUAUCGGAGCGAGGAACCUACGAUACAUACGAUCAAACAGCACCCACAACUGUAAUGGCACCCACAAGCACCCAGGACACUCAAUCCUAUGUCCUCAAACCCAUUGUCGUAUCCUCCACUCCACCACCAAAUCAAGAAAUUGAUUUCGAAGUGGAACCAACAGCUCCCGAGAGCAGCGAAGAAGAGGAUAAGCUCCAGAGUUUGAGGGAAACGAAGGAAGCUGAGAAAACGCGGGAAACCACAAAAGUGAGCGUGGAAAAACUGGAGGUGAUUGAGAUUAAAACGGAUGGAAAUACUGGACAACUGAUGCCCAUCAAGGAUAGUAGCAAAUGAGCAUUUUGUGCAAAGGAUAAAGAGUUUGCCAUAUUUGUAAUGAAAAAUUCGCCUGCGAGUUGGUUGUAUAAUCCCUAAAUUAUUCUUAGCGAGCAAGUACUGUAAAUAGCUAGCUGUAAACGCAACUGUAUACAUACCUAUAGCUAUAGUGAAAUAAAAUCUGACUAGUAAG
Messenger RNA from Drosophila ficusphila, 4008 nucleotides. Its product is annotated as histone-lysine N-methyltransferase 2D. Gene Ontology annotation, molecular function: chitin binding. Gene Ontology annotation, cellular component: extracellular region. The record is from RefSeq and is a predicted model, not a curated record. Lineage: Eukaryota; Metazoa; Arthropoda; Insecta; Diptera; Drosophilidae.